GAAAGCCACAGUUCAAGUCAUGGGGAAACAUCUUGCAGUUGUUUUCACCAUGUUUAUCAGAAUCUAUAAUGUUUUGACACCGAUUGUGUGGUAGAAAUUGUAAAUUGUGGUCGUAACUUGAUUCAAUUGCUUCGGUGGCAACACAGUCUUGAGCUGAAAAACACUUUUCUUUUGCUUGGUAGCUAUAAAUUUGAAGUUUUCAGUUCUAAUCACUGUGUUAAUAUAGGUGAUGAGGCUGCCAAUUCCCCGGAUGUUGCAGAUUAUCACAUGGACUUGUUUACCGUACUUAAAGUAAGAACACUGCAUGUUAGCUCUGCGGUCCUGGCUGGGAAGAGUAUGUUCUUCUACAAGCUCUUCUCUAACGGGAUGAGGGAGUCGCAACAGACACACGUCACCCUGAGAAUCGAAGCAUCUGAGGAAGCUCCAAUCAUGGAGCUUUUGAACUUUAUGUAUAGAAGUUCUCUGAGUGCAACCUCCCCGCCUAACUUGCUGGACAUUUUGAUGGCAGCGGACAAGUUUGAGGUGGCGUCCUGCAUGAGAUACUGCAUUCGGGUAUUGUUGAGCAUACCCAUGACAGUGGAGUCUGCAUUGCUCUACUUAGAACUCCCUUUCAAUGUGCGAAAGGCUAAUGUUGUUCGCCCAUUGAUUAUAGCAGCAAAACAGUAUCUCGCUACUCGGUACAAGAACAUCACAAAGCAUCAGGAGGAGCUGAUGGGACUGCCAAUUGCUGGGGUGGUGGCAUUAUUAUCCAGUGAUGAGCUGCAGGUUGCAUCUGAGGAUGUAGUGUUCGACUUCGUGCUGAAAUGGGCUCGAACCCAGUACCCUAGUCUUGAAGAGAGGAGAGAAAUUUUCAGAUCAAAACUUAUCCACUUCAUCCGCUUCCCGUACAUGACCUGCGACAAGCUGAGGACGGUCCUAACUUGCAACGACGUCGACCAUAGAGUGACUUCUAAACUAGUAUUUGAUGCCUUGUAUUUCAAGAAUGAGGUACCACACGUGCAAAAGAUACUAGCUGCGAAAUCGGCUUCCACUGGCCGUCGCUUCGUUGAGCGGUCAUACAAGUACCGUCCUGUUAAGGUUGUGGAAUUUGAACUUCCACACCAACAUUGCGUGGUUUACUUAAACCUGAAACGGGAGGAGUGUGCCAACUUGUUCCCCUCUAGCCGCAUCUGUUCACAAGACUUCCAUUUAGGCGGUCAGAGGUUUUUCUUGUCAGCGCACUGCAAUAUGAACCAGCGGAGCUUCUACCAUUGCUUCGACUUGUUCUUGUGCAUGCAUGAGAAAGACUCUUCCAACAUCACUAUCGGCUAUAAAUUUGAUGUUCGGUCAAGGUCAUCCUUAGAAUACAUCAACAAGCAUAAAGGAAACUUUGUAUUUACUGGGGGAAGAGCAGUCGGUUACCGGAACUUUUUUGGCAUACCAUGGACAUCAUUCAUGGCGGAAGACAGCCUCUUCUUUAUUAACGGAAUCCUCCAUCUUAGAGUAGAGCUCUCCGUCUUAGAGCAGAGCUAGCUGGAUUUCAAUAAUCUUGUAGUUUGAUAUCUCUGAUAUUUUGUUGCACCUUUAUUUGUUUCUCUUUUAACUCUCUGUAAUUAUUUAGUUGUAAAUUUAUGACAAUUUAUUCUUGGUGGCUAGUGAUACAUAUUUCACAGUCAAAAAUGUCUUUGCAAUCU
Lathyrus oleraceus (garden pea) is the source of this 1673-nucleotide messenger RNA. RefSeq names its product BTB/POZ domain-containing protein POB1. Gene Ontology annotation, cellular component: nucleus. The record is from RefSeq and is a predicted model, not a curated record. Lineage: Eukaryota; Viridiplantae; Streptophyta; Magnoliopsida; Fabales; Fabaceae. Gene Ontology annotation, biological process: response to red light. Gene Ontology annotation, molecular function: protein binding. Bases 268 to 1512 code for a protein of 414 amino acids. The transcript is spliced from 4 exons.